Gadus chalcogrammus (walleye pollock) is the source of this 3923-nucleotide messenger RNA. Its product is annotated as E3 ubiquitin-protein ligase MSL2-like. Gene Ontology annotation, molecular function: ubiquitin protein ligase activity. The transcript has 4 exons. The record is from RefSeq and is a predicted model, not a curated record. Bases 752 to 2677 code for a protein of 641 amino acids. Gene Ontology annotation, cellular component: MSL complex. NCBI's taxonomy places the organism in Eukaryota, Metazoa, Chordata, Actinopteri, Gadiformes, Gadidae.
AGGUAACUGGAAAGGAUGGUCUCGCGUGAACACGUAUCUCGAGACGAGGAGCAAAGGAGGAAAAGUGGAAAACCAAAUGAUUGAUACAUUGUAACGGCUAGCUGCCAAUGUUUUGGUCAACAUUAAGGGCUUGUUGUAGCAAAACGUGCCACAUUGUAUCUUUUUUUUUUACACGCUGCGUUUCACUUCGAAGCAUGUGUUUAGAGAUGACUGACGGGACUCAAAUCCUCCGAAUCAAUAUUUAAGUUAGCUCACUGUGCUAACUUGAUAGCUAGCUUUGUUUACAUCGGCUGCGCGCGUGAAUUCUUACUACUGGCUUCAUUCGUCGUUAAUCUUUGAGCUAUAGGAGGACGGAGUUUUAAUGUUUUUCUACGAUUUUCCACACUAUGCACAAUCCCCCUAAAUUUUGUUUAUGAUGUACUAGUAGAUAUUUCGGUGCUCGUGGCACCAGCUAACUCUUUGGACCUUAGCUGGUGGGAUUUUCUAAUUCAUUGUGUGAAAAUGGAAUUAUUGAUGUGAGAGACAAAUCAUAGGAGUAACGCGAGGAGUGCUUCGUCCCAACAUAAGUCAUUUAAUCGUGAUCAGCUGUCUGCCUUCCUACACGCGGCCGGAUGACUUGGGUAUUGUUUUGGUGAGAACGGAACGGACCAAACCACGGCAGAUCAUCCCAUCCACCCUGGGACCCGUCUCAGUGCGUGGCUGGGUUUAUUCCCCCCCGGGCUCUGUUUCCCAGAGGCUGCGGUGCACAGAGAUGAACCCUGUCAAUGCAACCGCUCUGUACCUGUCCGCCAGUCGGGCCGUGUUCCAAUGUGACCCGCGGAGACCCCAGACCUUCACAGAGAUGUACAAGCUACUGCUCUUCUUCCGACAGUCCCUCGCAUGUUUGGUCUGCGGCAAACUGCUUCAAGACCCAAUUGCCCCCACACACUCAGAAUGCCAGCACUAUGUGUGCUCGGGAUGCAAAGGCCAAAAGAUGCAGAUGAAGCCACUGUGCAGCUGGUGCCGGGACUACUCCUGCUUCCAGGAGAACAAACAGCUGUCUCUGCUGGUUCAGUGCUAUAGGAAGCUGUGCUUGUACGUCACCCAAUCCCCGCUGCUGCAGCCAAUCAGCAGCCAGGUGGGCGGUUGUCCAGAGCUCUUGGCCCUGCUGGAGGAGGUUUUGUUCAUGACGGCCGAGGACUCUCUGGACACAGAGCCAGACACAGAGGAGCCCGCGCCAGUGGACGAAGCUCCCUGUGCUAUCGAGUCCCUUACCCCCACUGAAGCCCCGCCCGUACACGCAGAGCUGUCGGCCCCGCCGCAGUGCUCCUCCUCAGAGCCCCCAUGGCCCGGUGCGCAGCAGGACUGCAACGGGACCUGUGUGGAGGAGCUGGGUCCCUCCUCCCCGGAGCUGGAGGUGUGUGAGCUGGAGGAGGAGCAGCAGCAGCCGUCCCCGGGGAGCCUCUCCGCUGCGUCCUCGGUCAGCUGUGGCGCCCCGGAGCCGGGGCACGCCCCAGGGUCGUACGCCCCCCCGCAGACCUCGGCCUGCUCCCUCCUAGACGAGGAGUCUAGCAGGGAGCUGGAGGAAGGGGAGGUUCUGCUCCUCAGCGUGGAGGAGGUCCUGCAGACGCUGGACCCGAUCCAGCCCAUCGCGGACUCGCCCGAGUCGCCGCCGGAGAGCACCCACACCCACACACACACACACGUGCACAUCCCCUCGGACAGAGGGCACACGACACAAAUGUACAUACGCUUGGACACGGGGCACAACUACACACAGAUCCAGCCGGACAGGACUCGCACGUUGGCCGGCUACGGUAGCGCUGCUCGCACUCACGCACCCGUAGCCCCCUCAGACCCGGCCCCCUGCCAUCCUCCGUUCAGACCCAACAGGAAGAGGUCUCGGUCGGAGAGCGACCGGGAGCGGGUGAAGCCUCUCCCCAUCGCCUCCAUCCUGCAGGGCGCCACCGCGCCGCCCGACAGCCCCUCCGUCCCCCAGCCCCAGCCCCAGCCCCACCCACACCCACACCCACAGCCGUCCAUGGCACCCUCUCACACGUACUCCUCCCUCCCCAACGGCUCCGCCCCCAAACCCAACCGCCCCUCGCCCAACUACACCAAGGGCGCCCGUAAAACAACCGUAGACCCGGCGCCCAAGAAGCCCUGCGGCAAGCCUCGCAGCAGCGGAGGCCCCAAGCCCAAGGACCAGCGAACUAAGGACCAGCGUGGCAAGGACCAGCGGCUGCCCUCGGGCUGUCUGGUUCCUGCCGUCAAGCCCCCCUACAAAAAGCCUGUGGAGAAGAAGGGCUGCAAGUGUGGCAGGGCCACCCAGAACCCCUCUGUGCUGACAUGCCGGGGGCAGCGGUGUCCGUGCUACUCCAACCGGAAGGCGUGUCUGGACUGUAUCUGCCGCGGCUGCCAGAACUCGUACAUGGCCAACGGCGAGAAGAAGCUCGAGGCCUUCGCCGUGCCGGAGAAGGCGCUGGAACAGACGCGCCUCACGCUUGGCAUCAACCUCACCAGCAUCACCGCCGCCGCCCUCCGCAACCCGGGCACCGCCACCGCCAUCCACGGGAGCCACACCCACCUCCUUAACGUCGCCACGGCAACGGGCUCCCCCAUGGCCACGGCCUACCUUGCCCCCAGCCCUCCGAAGGACCCCGCGUACAAAGACGGCCUUGAGCUGCUGAUUGGCUGAAGGUUUUUGUUUUUGUUUUGUGGCAGUUGAUAUAUAUUUUUUUUAAACUGCUCAGCGAUGACUGAAUGUGAUGACUGUUUGGUCUGAUGGAGGGCUACGAGCCUCUUUCUUUAUCUUUGUCUCUCGCGUUCUCUGUCACUCUCUCUGUCUGUCGCUCUCUUCUGCGAGGGAUACAGACUGAGGCAGCUAUUGAUCUAAGUGUGUGUGUGUGUGUGUGCGUGUGCGUGCAUACAUGGGCGUGCCAAAGCUAGUCUUUUUUUGUAGUGUGCCUGAAUAGUGCUGUGUGUCUUGUCCUUUGGGGGCCCUCAAACACACAUGCUCACACACAAGUGGUUCCUAGUCUGUUCUGCAUUUGAGAGUGGUGUUUUUUUUUAAAGACCACAGACAUCAAUAACAAGUCUGUGUGUGCUUGUGCGUGCACCUGGACACAUGCAAAAUAGUGGGUGCAUAUCGACAAACAACAGCCUAAUCAUCUCUCUUUCACCUUUCAUACAAUCUCCAUGAACUAAAGUAUUAAUCACUGUUGGUUUCAGGUGGUCGUUAGAAUCAGGGACAGCCCUACUAAUAAUGUAUUUUCUUGUGGUUAGUUAACAUUCGGCUCACCUGUAAAACAUCUCUAUCUGUCCAGUACAUAUGCCUUCUGUAUGUUUUUAUAGCUGCCUGCCUGUAUCUCAGACACUCUACUCUCUCAAUGAAUCCUAGUACUGUUGCCAAUGAAUUGGCUUUAAUGGACUUGAUGGAGACACUGCAGGCUAGAAGAUAAGUGUUUGUCUUGCUCCGGGGUGCGUGAGUGUGUGUGUAUGUGAGUUUGCCUACCUGCUGAGUUUUACUGUAACGUCAAUGGGAGUGGGCACCAGGACACGAGCACUUAAAGUCUGGCAGAUUGGCCAAUUACAACCUUUCUCGGUUACCAUAGCAAUAUCGGCACCAAUGGGCUGAACCCACACUAAUGGAGCCUUCCAGCCCCUCACACAAAAACACAUCCAUGUCUGUUUACAGAGCUUCUGAGGAACCAGUACAAGCAUUGUAAUUUAUUUAUAGCUCAAUAUUACACUAUAUAUUUACAGUCAACGUGAUAUCUGUAAUAUUACAACUCAUUUUUUCUAAGCGGAUUGUUAAAUGGUGUGUGUUGGUGUAUAUAUGCGUAUAGACGAAACAAAGCCAUACAAUUAACACUAUUAUUCAGAGAAAAACAUCCAUGGCCUGCUCAUGUUUGUCCCCAGUCAAAGUGUUUCGCCAUGGUGAA